This is a messenger RNA of Sceloporus undulatus (fence lizard), 1994 nucleotides long. It is a transcript of the gene NFYC, whose product is annotated as nuclear transcription factor Y subunit gamma. Gene Ontology annotation, molecular function: DNA binding; protein heterodimerization activity; DNA-binding transcription activator activity, RNA polymerase II-specific. The record is from RefSeq and is a predicted model, not a curated record. The transcript is spliced from 10 exons. Gene Ontology annotation, cellular component: nucleus; CCAAT-binding factor complex. NCBI's taxonomy places the organism in Eukaryota, Metazoa, Chordata, Lepidosauria, Squamata, Phrynosomatidae. The coding region runs from base 136 to 1140 and encodes 334 amino acids. Gene Ontology annotation, biological process: regulation of DNA-templated transcription.
UCUUGUUUCGCCGCUCGUUCGCGCUCCGUGACAUCCCCGCCCCCUUCCUCCUUCGUCCUCGCUCCCGGUUUGCCGCUUCUCCUCGCUGCCGGAGCCCCAAGCGCCACGGAAGCCACGGAACAGACCGUUACCAUAAUGUCCACGGAUGGGGGCUUUGCAGGAGGCAACAGCGAUGCCCAGCAGUGCCUUCAGUCUUUCUGGCCUCGGGUCAUGGAGGAGAUUCGGAACUUAACAGUGAAAGACUUCAGAGUCCAAGAGCUUCCUUUGGCACGCAUUAAGAAGAUCAUGAAACUAGAUGAGGAUGUGAAGAUGAUUAGUGCUGAAGCACCUGUUCUGUUUGCCAAGGCUGCUCAGAUAUUCAUCACAGAACUGACAUUACGGGCCUGGAUUCAUACAGAGGACAACAAGCGCAGGACCUUACAGAGAAAUGACAUUGCCAUGGCUAUCACCAAGUUUGACCAGUUUGACUUCCUCAUUGACAUCGUUCCAAGGGAUGAGCUUAAGCCUCCCAAACGCCAGGAGGAAGUGCGCCAGGCAGUGACCCCAGCAGAGCCUGUCCAGUACUACUUCACCCUUGCUCAGCAACCUGCAGCGGUCCAGGUGCAAGGGCAGCAACAAGGACAGCAGACGACCACUUCCACAACAACCAUCCAGCCAGGGCAGAUCAUCAUAGCACAGCCUCAGCAAGGGCAGACUACUCCUGUGACUAUGCAAGUGGGUGAAGGGCAGCAGGUCCAGAUUGUCCAGGCGCAGCCGCAAGGGCAGGCACAGCCAGCACAAAGCGGGACUGGGCAGACCAUGCAAGUCAUGCAGCAGAUCAUCACCAACACAGGCGAAAUCCAGCAAAUACCGGUUCAGCUCAACGCCGGCCAACUGCAGUACAUCCGCCUAGCCCAGCCCGUUUCUGGCACCCAGGUAGUCCAGGGCCAGAUCCAGACACUUGCAGCAAACACACAGCAGAUUGCACAGACAGAAGUUCAACAAGGACAGCAGCAGUUCAGCCAGUUUACAGAUGGACAGCAACUGUACCAGAUCCAGCAAGUGACCAUGCCUGCCGGUCAGGACAUCACACAGCCCAUGUUCAUCCAAUCCACCAAUCAGACGACAGAUGGACAGGCCCCACAGGUUACAGGAGACUGAACUGAUCCAGGCAGGAGCCCCACUAACUGGAUUGAUGCGCCACCAACCAAUUGGGGUUCUCUUUAACUCUUCUCUUCCCCUUCAUCCCUUCCCCAUCUUCAUUUGAAACACAGCUGCCAAGGGCUGCGCUCUUUGUUGUAUUAUAUGAACUUCUUCAGUCUCUUGGGCAAAAAAAAAAGGAUACCCCAUGAACUGACAACAACGCAGUAUACCUUUUUUAUUAUUAUUAUUAUGUGUGGGUUGUUUUUUUUAAAGGAAAUUGUAAAUCGUAUAUUGCUCUACAAUGCCUCUCUGAAUAAAUUGAUGGUUUUUGUAGGGCUGUUGCCGAGGGAUAUGACUGCGCUUCGUUUUGUAGUUUCUUCAGUGGUCCAGCGUCUUUUCUGUCUCUUUGUCCGCCUCCCUUUUCAAUGCAUCGCAGCUGCCAGGAUUUUCAUCCUGUGUCGUUCCUGCUUUAGUAUUAGGUGGACAUGUCUCUUUUGUUUAUUUCAGUCAAAAAAGGGUAUGAGUGUGUGUGUGUGUGUGUGUGUGUGGAGGGAAGAGAUGGUUGAAGAGCCUAAAAAUUGUCCCAGACUGAAACAUUGGUAUCGGUAGCUUCAAAGAAAAAUAAUAGAAGGCAGAACAGCCAGCUGGUCAUGUAUUAAACCUAUUUUCUGAAGGCUUAUAUUUGGGCCUUAAUCUAUUUUGGAACUACUUAGAAGAGUUCUGGACAUGCAAAUGUAAGUUUUUAGUUCAUGGUGUAAAGUUUGUUCAUUGUCGUUUUUGGGUGUUUUUUUUUAAAGCAAUUUGUAUAAAUUUUAAUCAAUGCCUGUGUUCAAAAGCUGCAUGAAAUGCAAUAAACUGUUUUUUGUUUCCUA